Molecule: messenger RNA, 2581 nt
Organism: Zonotrichia leucophrys gambelii
Lineage: Eukaryota; Metazoa; Chordata; Aves; Passeriformes; Passerellidae
Product: serine/threonine-protein kinase PAK 3-like
Exons: 11
Coding region: 1-1914 (637 amino acids)
Biological process (GO): regulation of actin cytoskeleton organization; intracellular signal transduction; regulation of MAPK cascade
Cellular component (GO): cytoplasm
Molecular function (GO): protein serine/threonine kinase activity; ATP binding
Source: RefSeq, a predicted model, not a curated record
AUGCGUGCCCAGGUGCGCGGCAUCUCAGGGCUGCCCGUGGCGAGCGGUGUCGCUGGCCCGAUGCCAGGCACCCCCAGAGCCGCUCUGUCCCUGGCCCCGCAGCCGCACAGGGACAGAAAAUGGAACCGAGGGUUCCUGCGUGGGGACAAGGACCGGGAGAGAUCCCGCAGCAAAUCCCACACGGGCAAAAACAGACCCGGCCUGGGCACACGGAGGGCACCUCAUGUCUACAUUCCGAGCAGCUCCUCCUUCGAGGAAGCCAAAGAGGAGGAAGUCAGCAGUGAGCUUCCCGCUGCUCCAGGGGACGAUGGUGAACUUCCCUCAGUGCCGGGAGAUGACAGUGAACUUCCCGCUGCUCUGGGAGACGAGGGCGAACACCCCGCAGUGUGGGAAUGCAACGGCGAGGCUCCCGCGGGGUGGGACAAGGACAGGGGACAUCUCCCGGCGUGGGACGAGGACGGUGGAUGUGCCCUGGUGUGGGACCAGAAUGGCCAAGCUCCCACGGAGUGGGAUGAGGACAACGGACAACUCGCAGUGUGGGAUGAGGAUGGAGGACAUCUCCCGGAGUGGGAUGAGGAUGGAGGACAUCUCCCGGAGUGGGAUGAGGAUGGAGGACAUCUCCCAGUGUGGAAUGAGGAUGGAGGACAUCUCCUGGAGUGGAACGAGGACAACAGACAACGUGCAGUGUGGGAUGAGGAUGAAGGACAUCUCCCGGAGUGGGAUGAGGAUGGAGGACAUCUCCCAUCUCCCAUCCUCCUCCCACAGGAUGGAGGACAUCCUGUGUCUUGGGAAGAGGAGAGUGAACAUCUCCCAGCAUGGGAAGUGGACAGCAAGGAUCCCCUGGCUUGGAAAGAUGAUGGAGAAGCUGCAGCAUUUUGGGAAGAGGAUGGAGAAGCUGCAGCAUUUUGGGAAGAGGAUGGAGAAGCUCCCUCUGCUUGGGAAGAGGACAAUGAAGCUCCCUCCGCUGUGGGAUCCUGGGCUGAACAUUCUGACAGCAGCACAGCCCUGCAGCCAGAGGGGAGAGGGGAGUGGUGCCUGAUGCAGCUGAGGAACACCGUGAGCGAGGCGGAGCCUGCUGAGAAAUACCAGGAAGUGGAGCAGAUUGGCCAAGGGGCUUUCGGAACCGUUUACAAAGGACUCGACAGGGCCACUGGAGGAGAGGUGGCCAUCAAGAAAAUGAGUCUCAGAGGGCAGAACAGGGAACGAGCUGUGAAUGAGAUCCUGCUCCUGAAGGACAAGAAGAACCCCAACAUUGUCAAAUUUCUGGACAGCUUCCUUGUUGAUGGAGAUCUCUGGCUGGUGAUGGAAUAUAUGGAUGGAGGAACUUUGCAGGACGUUGUCAGACAGACACGCAUGGCUGAAGGAGAGAUGGCAGCUGUCAGUCGGGAGUGUCUGCAGGGCCUGGAUUUCCUCCAUUCCAACCGGGUGAUCCACAGGGAUCUGAAGAGCUCCAACAUCCUCCUGGGCAUGGACGGCUCUGUCAGGCUGGCUGAUUUUGGCCUCUGCGCUCAGCUCAGCCCUGAGCAGGACCAGUGCAGCUCCAUGGUGGGCACUGCUCACUGGAUGGCCCCAGAAGUUGUGACCAGAUCUCCUUAUGGCCCCAAGGUGGACAUCUGGGCCUUUGGCAUUGUGACCAUCGAGAUGGUGGAAGGAGAACCUCCUUACUUCAGGGAAACGGGGGCCAUGGCUCGCGCUCUGAUCCGGCAGAACGGGACCCCGCAGCUGCAGCAGCCCCGGCGCCUGUCGGCUCUGCUGCGGGACUUCAUCGAGUGCAGCCUGGAGACGGACGAGGAGCGGCGCUGGGCUGCCCAGGAGCUGCUGCAGCACCCAUUUUUAUCAUCAGCCAAGCCUCUCUCCAGCCUGACACCUCUCAUCACUGCAGCAAAGCAACUGAGGGAGCAGCGGAGGACAUGAAGCACUUGAGGGCAGCUUCUUGUUACAGUAGUUAGGUCAACUAGUUAGUUAUGGUAGUUAGCACUGCUAGUUGUUUAUGGUAGUUAGCACUGUUAGUUGGUUAGGGUAGUUAGGACAGCCUGUUUGUUAUGGCAGUUUUUUGAAUAAAAACUCUCUUAACCCUCAACUGCCUUGCCGUGUCCCUUCCUCCUCCCGCUGUGCCUCAGCUGCCCGGAGCAAUGUGAGGGGAGAGCGGGCCCAGCCUGGCCCAGAGCUGAGCCCCAGCAGAGCCCUGGCAGAGCCCAGAGCAGCCUCGGCACCUGCAGAGUCAGCCUGGAAGGAGGCGCUUGGAGCCUUCUCGGCUGCACCCGGCUCUUGGUUACAAACUGGGUGUGCUGGAAAAUGCCACCGGCUCUGCACGAGGGCAGAAGGGGCCCGGGGAAGGCCCAAGUGCUCCAUGCAAGGGAAAAACCUGCCCUGGGUUUGUUAUAAAUAACUGGGUAGUGUUGGCUUUUGCUAUUAUGUAUUGACUUCUGCAAAGUAUUCUUAAUUACAACAAUUUUGAUGCAGUACAGUUUGUAAUCACUUUUAACUGCUUUUGCUGUAGUAUAAUUUGUCAGCUUUUUGUGGCCAAUGCCCUGGCCCCUGGGUAGCUCAUAUCCUCAGAACAUCAUUUAUGGAUGAUAUU